This is a messenger RNA of Loa loa (African eye worm), 432 nucleotides long. RefSeq lists its product as hypothetical. The record is from RefSeq and is a predicted model, not a curated record. Gene Ontology annotation, biological process: positive regulation of plasminogen activation. Lineage: Eukaryota; Metazoa; Nematoda; Chromadorea; Rhabditida; Onchocercidae. Gene Ontology annotation, cellular component: plasma membrane. The coding region runs from base 1 to 432 and encodes 143 amino acids. The transcript has 4 exons.
AUGGGAACAUCGUGGUCAAGUAAUACGGAGUUACAAAAUUAUUAUAACCAACAGGCAGUAGAGGAGGUAGCUCUGCAAAAUGUUUUGUUCGAGCAUAAAAGAGCCUUAGAGUUAGCGAACACACGGAAACUGAUUUCCAACGAGCAUAUGACUGCGUUGCUAACCGUCUCACUGAUGUUAGUGAGUCAGAAAAUGAAACAGCCGCAUUUGUCCAUUCUACCAGUUGUUCCACUCGUCGUUGCUCUUUUCCAUAAUUUUGACCAGCAACGGGAUACAACGCUCGAUACAAUAAAAGAAAAAGCGGAAGAGUUACGUCAAAAAAAUCGUCGUUUAUUCGAACCCAUUGGUGGUCCCAUAACACUGGAUGAGCUUGACAGACGUAUUAAUCGGGCAAAAUAUCACAAUAAAAAGGAAUUCGGUGAAUCUAAUUAA